Coniosporium apollinis CBS 100218 is the source of this 1083-nucleotide messenger RNA. RefSeq lists its product as uncharacterized. The coding region runs from base 1 to 1083 and encodes 360 amino acids. The record is from RefSeq and is a predicted model, not a curated record. Lineage: Eukaryota; Fungi; Ascomycota; Dothideomycetes. Gene Ontology annotation, molecular function: oxidoreductase activity; zinc ion binding. The transcript has a single exon.
AUGCCCGACCUCCCCAAAACCCAAAAAGCCGCCGUAAAGGUCGGCGAGGGCUCAGACUCGAAGACCGAGGUCCGCGACAUCGACGUCCCUUCCCCAGGCCCCGGCCAAAUCCUCGUAAAAAUAAACUACUCCGGCCUCUGCGCGUCCGACAAGUCCCUCCUCCAUGACGAAUGGGCCGCUGGGGGCCUCGCCAUGCAGCCCCAGACCCAUGGCAUCGCCGGCCACGAAGGCGCCGGGAUCGUGGUAGCCGUGGCCGACGACGUCAAGGACCUGUGGAAGGAGGGCGACCGCGCGGGCAUAAAGUGGAUCGCCUCCGUCUGCCGGAAGUGCGAGUUCUGCACCAACGGCGUGGACGAGUGCCAUUGCCCCAAGCAGCUGAACAGCGGGUUCAGCAUCGCGGGCACGUUCCAGGAGUAUGCGCUUACCGACGGCCGGUAUGCGACACGGCUGCCCGAUGGGGUCAAGGACGAAGAAGCCGGCCCGCUCAUGUGCGGCGGUGUCACGGCGUAUGUGGCGUGCAAGCGCAGCGCGGUGAGGCCGGGGCAGUGGAUCGUGCUGCCGGGCGCCGGGGGCGGGCUGGGACAUCUGGCGGUGCAGUAUGCGAAGGCGAUGGGGAUGAGGGUUAUUGCUGUGGACGGUGGAGAGGAGAAGGAGAAGCUGUGCCGUAAGCUAGGAGCGGAGGAGUUCAUCGACUUUACGCAGACCAAGGACGUUGUGGCGGAGGUCAUGCGGAUUACGACGUACGGCGCUCAUGGUGUUAUUGUGACGGCGGCGACGAAGCAGGGGUAUGAGACCGCGCCGAGUAUGCUGAGGCCUGGCGGGACGAUGGUCUGUGUAGGGCUGCCGAAGGACUCGUCGGUCAUUGCGGGCGCGCCGCCGCUGCUGAUGUGCUUGAAGAAGCUGAAUGUCGUGGGCAGCGUUGUCGGAACUCUGAAGGACGUCGAAGACUGCCUGGACUUCACCGCGAGAGGGUUGGUGCAUCCGUCGCUGACGAUGGGGACGCUGGAAGACUUGGACAGGUUCUGCGCGGACAUGAACGCUGGGAAGCUAGCCGGCCGCGCAUGCUUGAAGGUAGCGGCAUAG